AUUACAUAGGAACACAUAACCACAGUGCUGUGGUUCAUACUUUUGCAGUAUUAAGCUCCUGAGAAGAGCAAGAGAGUGGCCCCCUAAGGUUGAAAAGACAACUGGAGGUUAACUAUAACGGUAGCAUUUAUUUGUUUAUCUUGAAGCUCAUUAUGUUAUGCUUGUUGGUGUUUUAAAAUGUUUUUAAUGCUUUAACUAUGCUUAUAUUUUAUUUAUCAUUUUCAUUAGUCACAUCAUUACAUGUCUUUAACAAAUGUCCUGGGAAUUUGCUAGACUGAAUUUGGUUUUUUUUCCUUCCUAUGAACCUUCAGUCAUAACCAUGGUGUUGAGUAGAUCACUGUACACCUUUUGUACAUGCACCUUUUGUACUGUGAUGAGGCCUGGGUAUAGCUGUGGCAGCGUCAGAGGAGAAAGCAAUUGUACAGACGGAAUUACAUUUCCAUCCAACACCUGCCCCUGACACCUUCUCUCCAGAAGAUGCAAUUGCGUUACAUUACCUUGGAGUCAAACUCCCACAAUCUGGAAACAUAGUGGGAACUCCACAGAUGAAACAGAUGGCAAGAAAAUUCCCUUCUGCUCAAACCCCAAAGAAGGACCCCCUCCAACCAGAAGCCCUUGUGCCACAAGAGCUGCUGGACAACCCUUGCAACCAUAUUUGCAGCCCCCUUCCUCAGAUUCCAACAACUCCGUUUCAGAACUUGUGACAGAGUCAAGGUACUCCUAAAACUUCCAGAGUCAACAUGUGAAAAAUUACCCAGGCAAGGAGCUAAGCACUCUGUCUGGGCAGCCACAUUUAUAAACCUUCAGUGAGUUCCAGAUCUUUGCUGGAUCAACAGAUCAGCCUACUCUAUUUGGAUGACUGCAUCUAUUUGAAAAUGUUGCCUUCUUUCUUGCCUUUUGUGGCGAUCACACAGGGUCCCCGGACGUUUGACGGUCUAUUGAUCCCUGUGCCACCACUGUGAUUGCCUCUUCGCUGCCACCAACCCGUUCAUGUUAACAUUAACAAAUAAUCAAGUUUAUUGUUUAGCAUGAACAAGUUUAAGGUUUCAGUUAAUUUUUCUUGUCAGUUUCUUAAUCUUAGUUCCUUAACUGUCCUAUACGUUCCUAACAACUUCAAACUGAUUAUCCCAACUAACUAUCUGACUCCACCUAACAGUUCCUCUCACUCCCUCACAACACAACUCGACCAACCCACAGACUUAUCCUCCCUCUUCCUUCACCAACUCCCAACUCUCAACUGACUUCCGCACAACACAGACUCUAACUCUAACUCCUCCUAUCAGUUUCUCUCUGGCCAAUCACAUCACACUCAUUUAACUCUUUCCUUAUGACCCACCUAGGAGGCAAACGCCACACCUGCUAGUCCUGUUUUAGAACUUUGCCUAGGAACCAGAUAAUGCCUUGUAUCCUGCUUGUGUUUUUCUGGCCCUACUAGUGGGCCUUUCACCACAUUCAACUGGCUUCUUCAUAAUAGGCAUGCACUUUGCCAAGUGACUCCCUGGAACGGAGUUUGCUUGAUACAGGCCUUGCAGGUAGUUCAGAGGGCAAGGCCUGGUCUAUACAUGCAGCACUGUGAGAUGAUAAAGUCCUGAGAUGGCACAACCGACUACGCCACAAAAGAUUGCUGCGGAGGCGGUAGAAGUCAAGAUAUGGGGCCCUUAGCGGGAAAAGCCUAUAACCAAUUGCUGUCACUAGUAAACCCAUCUUGGCUGCACAAAUUGAAAGGUGUGUCAAAGCCCAAGGCUCUUAAGGCACUUUCAGGACUGGCUUGUUUGAAACCUGGUAACUCUCAUUUCAGAUGACAGCUGUGCUGAAUUGGAGAUGCCUGAGUUGGACUGCUGCACAUUGUGAAGAGAGGAGGGAAAGAGCUGCAUGAGCAAAAGGUGUGUGCACACCUAAGCUUAUUAAGAGAGGAAUGAUGGUCUGAACUGGGAUAUUUUGCACAUUUAGAUAUCCUGAAUUAACUUCAUGAAACAGAAGUUUGGAUCAUGGAAGUUAGCCAAAUGGCAUCAUGUACGUACGUGUGUGUGUGUGUGUGUGUGUGUGUGUGUGUAAUUAUGAGGAAAUUGCAUACCCUGUCACUCACUUCAUUAAAAAAACCUGAGGGUGUGAUUGUUCUAAAAUGAGUUCAUUCUUGCGAGUUGCUCAGUAUGUUUCCAGUGCAAGGUAGGCUGUAUUUUCUUACCCGCAACAGCUACAGAGCACUGGUACUUGAUAGAAACUGAACUGAAACUGAAUAAAGCCUCAUUGCUAUGUAAAGCAAUAUUGACUAUUUGAAUGCUUUUCUGCAUAUGAGUAUAUUUGGUACAAAACAUUUCCUUGCAGAAGGGUUGUAUAGCUGAAACAUAUUCAAAUUUGACUCAAAAUAAAAAAAUUCCUUGCAGUAGCACCUUAGAGACCAACUAAGUUUGUUAUUGGUAUGAGCUUUUGUGUGCACGCACACAAAAGUUCAUACCAAUAACAAACUUAGUUGGUCUCUAAGGUGCUACUGGAAGGAAUUUUUUUAUUUUGUUUCAACUACGGCAGACCAACACGGCUACCUACCUGUAACUCAAAUUUGACUGUUUCCUAUUCAUCUUUUGCAGAUGACUUCUGGAAAAAUCCAGUACUGACUGUAAUUUCUGUCUGUACUGAGAAAACAGGUACGGAAUCCUUCAAACAUGUAGAUCUGGGGUGCAUUAUCUUCUGGAGGUUGUGAUAUUUUAGGGGGAGUAUCUGGAUGGUUGAUACCUGCUAGGGCUUACCAUAGAAGCAGCGAAAGGCAACAGAAAAUUGUGUAAUGAUAAAGCACCCCCGUGUCAUCUAAAUGAAUGCAGAAAGCCCCUGUACCGAGGAAGCAGCCUAGGGAGGAAAAUAAAUUCCAGUUUAGCCUUUAUUAACCAAAGCUUUGGAGAAGGAACUUGCAACCCACUCCAGUAUUUUGCCAUGAACACUCCAUGCACAAAAGGAGAAGCUUUGAGAAGAAAUUCCAAGGCAUGCCCUUGUUCAUGGGGUCACGGAGAGUUGAGCACGACUAAGACGACUGAACAACGAACCAAAGCUUAUGGGACUGGAAUAUUGUCUGUCAAGUGAUCUUCUUGGAUGUUUUCUACCUCUAUCACUACAUCUUACUAAUGACAAAUUGUGUUUGAUUUAUAGCAGGUGAAGAAUUGGUGGACACAUUAAGGCCAUGGCAGAUGCAAUUGCUUUGUCUUCCCACACUGCUACAAUCAAUACAAUUUAUGCACAACUGGAGAACUGGGCAAAGAAGCAAUAUUUCUUGGAAACAAUUAUCAUUUUAUCUAUUCCAACUUGCAUCUGGGGAUUAAUUGGGAAUGGAGUUGACUUCUGGCUUCUUUGCUUCAGGAUCAAGAGGACUAGGUUCUCAGUUUAUAUUCUCAAUUUGACAGCUGCUGAUCUUAUUGUAAACAUCUACUACAUUAUAGUUUUUAUCACAUUUUUGGCACAACUUUAUGUCAAUCUCUACUUUUCAUGUGUAAUGGAGGUUAUAUAUUUAUCUGGAUACAACACCAGCAUCUACUUGGUAACAGCUCUCACUGCUGAAAGGUACCUCACUGUCUUCUUCCCAGUCUGGUAUCAACGUCACAGGCGAAAGUACCUCUCCAUCAUUGUGUGUGCCGUGUUGUGGCCCUUGUCCUGCCUGGUGUCACUGGUGGCCUAUAUUUCCUGCUAUCCAAGGUUCCUUUCAUCUCACAAUGAAGAGAGAGCAGAUUGCACAGCUGCAACUAUAUUUGAAAUCACAAUAACUUUUCUGGUUUUCCAACCCAUCAUGCUUUUUUCUACCGCAGCUCUUUGUGUCAAAAUGCAAAGAGAAGCCAAGCAAAGUGCUCCAGCAAGACUUGAUAUCACCAUCACCAUCUUAGCUGUUGUAUUUCUUAUCUUUUCUUUUACAGUUAGAACUGUUGAUGCCAUCGCAUAUUGGCACCAAACACUAGAUGCACCAAUCCCAUUUCUACUUUCUCUGUUGUUUGAUUCCAUCAAGAGCAGUAUCAACCCUUUCAUAUAUCUUGCUGUUGGAUGUUGGAAGAGAGAGAGGCCCAUCCAUAUGUUUCUUGAGAGAGCUUUGAGUGACAAAGCAGAGAGAACUCAAGUAGACCAAGAGGAGACUGAGAAGCAUCCAGAGCCUCAGAUGUGAACUGAAAAGGCUUCUAAGUCAAAGAAUAUAGACUGGCAUUUCUGGUUCCUGAAUAAAUAUAUUAUGACUUGUUUAUUUUACUGUUUGUUACUUGUAGGCUACAAUACUCACCUAGGGACCACAGAAAAGUCAUUUGCAGAUGGGGUAACAGGGCCCUCAAAUCACCAAAGAGGUGUAUCUUUGCAGGAUUAAGCUUCUACAAAAUUCAGAAGUAUGAUCAAACAAGGUGGAAAAGAAAACUGGAGAGUAACCCUGGUGAUACUGACAACUUUGUUUUGCUAAAUAAAUACUAGGCCUGUAAUCCUCACUCGACAUACCUGGAAGUAAGCCCCAUUGAAUUCAAUAGGACUGACUUCUGAAUAGACACAGUUGGGACUGAGCAGUAACCAUGCCUUUUAGAUAGGCAUUGUGUCUAUCUAAAAGGUAUCAAAAUGCCACAGCCCUGUUAGGGAAUGGAGUUAAAUAGUGAGCCUUGAACAACAGCUUUGCUCUGUGUGCCAAGUUGACCAGGCUUAAGAUAUGCAGUCAGUGCCGGAUUUACAUAUAAGCUAAACAAGCUAUAGCUUAGGGCCCCACUCUCUUGGGGUCCCCCCCAAAAAAUGAAAGGAAAAAAAAACCUGGAUGUACAUUUCAUAUAUAUAUAUAUAUAUAUAUAUAUAUAUAUAUAUAUAUAUGCAUGUAUCUCUCACAAAUAAAAUAAAACCUACAUACAGC
This is a messenger RNA of Podarcis lilfordi (Lilford's wall lizard), 4849 nucleotides long. Lineage: Eukaryota; Metazoa; Chordata; Lepidosauria; Squamata; Lacertidae. The record is from the annotation of a GenBank genome assembly.